GUUCCGGGCUCCGGGCGGCGUGUUCCUCUUUCCCUGGGUUCCCGGCAUCCCGGCAGGUGGAUCCCCGCUCAUUGCAGUCAGCUUCCGGCCGCGGCUUGUCCUGUGCUCCAGUCCCUCGUCGCGCAGUCUCCCAGCUCCCGGGGUCGCUGCUCUGGCCCACACGCCUCCGCCAGCGACGGACCCAUGGCCGAGCGCGGGGAACUCGACCUGACCGGCGCCAAACAGAACACCGGUGUGUGGCUGGUCAAGGUUCCUAAGUAUUUGUCACAGCAAUGGGCUAAAGCCCCUGGAAGAGGUGAAGUCGGAAAACUGCGGAUUGCCAAGAAUCAAGGACGAACGGAGGUGUCAUUUACUUUGAAUGAGGAUCUUGCAAAUAUUCAUGAUAUUGGCGGAAAACCAGCUUCAGUCAGUGCUCCUAGAGAACAUCCAUUUGUCUUACAAAGUGUUGGAGGACAGACAUUAACAGUGUUUACUGAGAGCUCAUCAGAUAAGCUUUCACUGGAAGGAAUAGUGGUACAAAGAGCAGAAUGCCGACCUGCUGCCAGUGAAAACUACAUGAGAUUAAAGAGAUUACAAAUAGAAGAAUCUUCCAAGCCUGUAAGGCUAUCACAACAACUGGACAAAGUUGUAACAACCAAUUACAAACCUGUUGCUAAUCAUCAAUACAAUAUUGAAUAUGAAAGGAAAAAGAAAGAAGAUGGAAAACGAGCUCGAGCCGAUAAACAACAUGUUUUAGACAUGCUCUUUUCGGCUUUUGAGAAACAUCAGUAUUACAAUCUUAAGGACUUGGUGGACAUCACAAAACAGCCUGUGUUGUACCUGAAGGAAAUCUUAAGAGAAAUUGGUAUUCAGAAUGUAAAAGGGAUCCACAAAAACACAUGGGAGCUGAAGCCAGAGUACAGACAUUAUCAAGGAGAAGAAAAGAGUGAUUGAGAAAACUCAAAGCCCACCUGCUAACGGAACAACAAGGGUGAUGCACUAAGCAGCCGGCAUUGAUAUGUGACUCCUUGAACACCAUCUGUCACAGGGGGAAAAUGACUGGUAACUUUAAUUUCUCUAGGUAAAUUUCUAAACAAUAAUUCUUGUAAAGUUGCUUAAGUAAUUUUGAGGAAAAAGAACACAUUUAUUUAUAGACUUGUAGUAAACCAGAUCAUUCAUGAUGGAGUCAGAGGUUGAAGAAGGUUUUUCUUUUUAAAUAUUAGCUUUUAAAGUGUAAAACUAGGAAACGUUUUCUAAAUGAGGACUCCCUGUCCUUGUUUCUCUCUAAGUUGCUAAGGUAAUGCAGACCCAAAGUGAACGGCAUAACAAGAAAAAGGUCGUCAACUACAGACACUCUCAAAAGGGAAAGCAAGCCAAAGUUCCUUAUUCUGAAAUUGUCGAAGAACAAGACUGUCUGUAUUUCUUUUAACAAGUGAUUGUGUUUCAUAUUAACACACAUUAAUAAAAGGAUAGCAUUUAUGUUUGUACUAAGACAGCAGUUUUCAUCAUUAGCUUAUUUUACCCUAGUGACGGUGACAUGAGAAAUGGAAAAGGUCAUGAUCAAUUGGUCUUUCUUCCUGUCCUUUUUUUUUUCUUUUAAAAUAACUAGAAAUUAAAUACUUUUCCGACAGGUCAAGGUAUAUAUCUCCCAUCCAUAUUAUAAGCUUCCCAGAGACUGACUUUGCCCCUGAAUUUUACUGCACACUCAGCAGGCGCGUAUUGACUAUUGUAUGACAGAUGCUGUUCACAGACUAAAGGAGGGUUGUAGAGGAACCAGUUCCUGGGGAAUGAAAAUGUUUUCUUUUAUCUGUCUUUUUAAUUAAUUUUAAAUAAAAGCAAUACCUGUCCAUGGUCAAA
This is a messenger RNA of Vicugna pacos (alpaca), 1836 nucleotides long. It is a transcript of the gene GTF2F2, whose product is annotated as general transcription factor IIF subunit 2. Gene Ontology annotation, cellular component: transcription factor TFIIF complex. Lineage: Eukaryota; Metazoa; Chordata; Mammalia; Artiodactyla; Camelidae. The record is from RefSeq and is a predicted model, not a curated record. Gene Ontology annotation, biological process: transcription initiation at RNA polymerase II promoter; transcription by RNA polymerase II.